UGAUGCCGCUCCCACUCCGGCUGCCGCUCCGGUGAAGGAGGCAAAGGGACAGAAGAGGGAUCGGGAUGGAAAGCCCAAGGAUGAUAAGGAAACAGAGAAGAAGGAGUUUGUCCCCAGGGAGAAGCAUGAGAGUGUUAUUCAGCAGCAGAGUGAUGCGCCUGUUAGGAAGGGACCGUUGACGAAGAAGGAUAUCUUGCUGAGGGAAAUCUUAGAGUUGGGUGGAUCCAAGGAAGAUUUGGAUUUGCUCGAUGGUGUUGAUGAGUCUGAUGAUGAAAACCCCGCGCCAAAGGAGAAAAAAGAGAAGAAGGAGAAGCCAUCGGCGAACCAGGAGGCGAACUUGUUGGCCGAGUUGGCCAAGUUUUCCAAGGAGCUCGGAUUGGCGACGAACGAGAAGGAGGUGCCGCAAAAGUACGAGAAAGAAAUCGUCGUGGAGGACGAUUGGGUGGAUGAGGAGGGUAUGGAGGAGGAGGAGGAGGUCAUCAUGCCUACGGAUCAAGUGUUGCAGACUGGAAAGUUUGGAAAGGCAUUGUUCCAGCCUCAGCCAGAGUGGCAUACAUACCCCCUGCCCAUCCUGACUCCACCAACCCAGAGUCUCCCUCAACGCACCCUCGACACUCUCUACGAAAAGGCCAAGGGCUUGUUGCAGACCGAGAACGAGACAUACUCCAACAGUGCUAACAAGUCAAGCUCCGACAGACAGUUCUUGGCUACCGUCAUGAAGAGCGGUACGUUGAACGACAAGGUUUCUGCUUUGACUUUGGUUAUUCAGGAGUCCCCUCUGCAUGCUACUCGCACUCUCGACACUUUGUUGGGUAUGUCCAGGAAGAGGAGUAGAAACGAAGCUGUGCAGUCCGUUGGUGCAUUGAAGGAUUUGUUGACUGGAACCGUGUUGCCAGACAGGAAAUUGAGAUUCUUCAAGCAGCAGCCCGAGUUGGGUGCCGAAGGCAUGACUGACCGUCACCUCGUCGUCUGGGCUUUCGAGGACUACUUGAAGAGGUGGUAUUUCGACCUUUUGCAGGUGAUGGAGCAGCUCAGCAUGGAUCAGCUUCCGUUCGCACGUAACCACAUGGUCACCUACCUAUUUGAGCUUCUUCGCGACAAACCCGAACAGGAGCAGAACUUGUUGAGGUUGUUGGUGAACAAGCUUGGUGACACCGACAGGAAGGUUGCGUCGAAGACCUCGUACAACGUUCUUCAGUUGGAGCAGAGUCAUCCUUUCAUGAAGUCGAUUGUCAUCAGGGAGAUCGAGCAGCUUGUUUUCAAGCCGAGUGUACCGCAGCAUGCGUUGUACUAUGCUAUGAUUACCCUCAACCAGACUAUCCUUGCCACUAGGGAUACCGAGGUUGCGAACCGCUUGAUCGACGUUUACUUUGCUUUCUUCACCAAGCUUUUGCAAACAUCCAAGCCUGUCCAGAAGCCAGCGGCGAAGAAGGGUGAGAAGCUGUCCAAGAAGGCGCAGAAGAAGCUCGACGAGGAGGAGAAGGCUAUGUUGCAGGCGGAGGAGACCAACGCCAAGAUGAUCUCCGCAGUCUUGACCGGUGUUAACCGUGCGUUCCCCUUCUCCAAGGUGGCUGACGAUGUGUUUGAGAAGCACUUGGACACUUUGUUCAGGAUUACCCACACUGGAAACUUCAACACUUCUAUUCAGGCUUUGUUGCUCAUUUUCCAGGUCAUCAGCUCCAAGCAGCUCGUUUCCGACCGUUUCUACAGGACGUUGUACGAAUCGCUCUUGGAUCACCGUUUGAUUACUUCCUCCAAGCAGGCCAUGUACUUGAACUUGCUCUUCAAGGCGCUCAAGGCGGACGGCAAUGUCCCACGAGUCAAGGCGUUCGUGAAGAGGAUGGUUCAGACUACUUCUUUGCACCAGCCAAGUUUCAUCUGCGGUAUGCUUUACUUGUUGAGUGAAUUGGAGAUCGCAAUGCCGACGGUCAGAGGAAUGCUCAGGAACCCUGAGAUGAACGACGAGGAUGAGGAGGAGGUGUUCAGGGAUGCUCCGGAUGAGGAUGACGAGGAGGAGGAGAAGGCUGUGGUGUCUACCGAAGAGAAGAAGGAGGUCGUUUCUACGAACGUAUACGAUGGUCGCAAGCGUGACCCGCAGUUCGCCAAUGCCGACGGAAGCUGUCUGUGGGAGUUCUCGCCACUCUUGACGCACUUCCACCCUACUGUCUGCAUGUACGCCUCUGCGUUCCUCGCCGGCGGAAAGAUGCCCUCCAAGCCCGACUUGGCUCUCCACACCCUUGGUCACUUCCUUGACCGUUUCGUCUACCGUAACGCCAAGGCCAAGCCCGCUGCUCGUGGUGGCUCCAUCAUGCAGCCUUUGGCUGGUGGUGAUACUCGCGGUAUGGUGUUGGCUACCAAGGCUGCUGCUGAGACUGAGCAACCUGUCAACUCUGAGGCCUUCUGGAGGAAGAAGGUUGAGCAGGUGCCGGUUGACGAGAUCUUCUUCCACAAGUACUUCACAGAGAGGAAUGCUCGUGCUGGUGUUACCUCCAAGAAGGACAAGAAGAGGAAGGCUGCUGGUAGUGAUGUCGAGAGCGAGAUGGACGAUGAGGAGGUCUGGGACGCCCUUGUUGACUCCAACCCUCAACUUGAGGGUGGCUCCGACCUUGAGGAUGACCUUGAUGACGAUGAUCUCGAGGACUUGGAGGAUGCUAUGGGCAGUGAUGAGGAGGUUGACGAUGAGGAGCUCGCCAGACGGGAAGCCUUCGGUAAUGAGGGCAUGCUGGAUGAGGAUGAGGAUGAGGAUGAGGAUGAGGAUGAAGCAGAGGAGGUUGAGGCUGAAGACCUUGAGGACCUCGAUGAUGAUGAUCGUGAGUUCGGUGUUGAGGAUGAGGAUGAUCUCAUGGACGACGAGGACGUGGUUCUCGAUGCACCAGAAGAGGAAGAGGAGGAGCUCGAUGCUGAGGAGGCUAAGAGGAAGGCGAAGAAGGAUGAACGCAAGGCCAAGAGAAGAAAGCUCAAGGAGUUGCCUGUGUUUGCUUCUGCGGACGAUUACGCUCAGUAUUUGCAGGAUUAG
This is a messenger RNA of Saitoella complicata NRRL Y-17804, 3016 nucleotides long. RefSeq names its product CBF-domain-containing protein. Bases 458 to 3016 code for a protein of 852 amino acids. Gene Ontology annotation, cellular component: nucleus. Lineage: Eukaryota; Fungi; Ascomycota; Saitoellomycetes; Saitoellales; Saitoellaceae. The record is from RefSeq and is a predicted model, not a curated record. The transcript has a single exon.